Messenger RNA from Myxocyprinus asiaticus (Chinese sucker), 4235 nucleotides. RefSeq names its product signal peptide peptidase-like 2B. NCBI's taxonomy places the organism in Eukaryota, Metazoa, Chordata, Actinopteri, Cypriniformes, Catostomidae. Gene Ontology annotation, biological process: membrane protein proteolysis. The transcript is spliced from 15 exons. The record is from RefSeq and is a predicted model, not a curated record. Gene Ontology annotation, cellular component: cytoplasmic side of endoplasmic reticulum membrane; lysosomal membrane; lumenal side of endoplasmic reticulum membrane. Bases 1316 to 2935 code for a protein of 539 amino acids. Gene Ontology annotation, molecular function: aspartic endopeptidase activity, intramembrane cleaving.
AUUUUUGAAUAACCAAUUGUUCCUCGUUAAACAUGGAAGGUAAAUAGAUAGAUUUGCACUUCUUUUUUUUUUCUUUCUCGCUUAACACAUUUGAUUAUUCUGCCUUAGGCAGAUUGUUCUUUCUUGUUCUUCAUUCAGUGUCUUUUAACUUUUCGUGUUUUUCUCUUAAUGUUCGGGGGAUUCGUGGUCUAACCAAACGUAAAGCUUUAUUUUUAUUCUGCAGUUCCAAAAGAAGAGAUGUCUAUAUUUUUUACUAGAAACUCUACACAUUCUAGUGUUAAUGAUGUAUUAUGUUUGUCAGCUCAGUGGGUAGGUAACAUUUUAUUUUCACAUGGUUCUAUUCAUUCUGGUGGAGUUAUGAUUUUACUUAGUCAUAACAUUUAAUGGUAAUAUUCUUGAGUCACACUUUUCUUUAGAGGGAAGAUGGAUAAUAGGUGUUAUUCAGUCCGGGGAGAUUAUUAUUCUUUUAUGUAAUAUUUAUGGCUUUAACAGGCCUGAGCUGAACAGUAUUCUUUUCCAAAGUUUGUCCACGAAACUUUCAGCUUUAAAUCUGAAAUUUCUUUCAGCUGCAUUUAUUAUGGGAGGGGAUUUUAAUGAGGCCCCUGAUUUAUAUUUAGAUAGAUUUCCACCAAGGAUCAAUGUUAAUAAUCUUAAUAUAGUUAUAAGUUAUUUUUGUAGCAGCCUUUCUUUGCUGGAUGCUUACACACACAUCCAUGGAAGCAGCGUUUCAUCAUUUACAUGGUUCAAAUCAGACAUGUCACAGAAAUCUAGGAUAGACCUGUGGCUUGUGUCUGACUGGCUAGUUUCAUUUAUUAAUUCCUGUACUAUUUCUCCUGCCCCUUUAACUGAUCAUGCUUGUAUCGACCUUGAUAUAGCUGAGGUUUAUAGUUGUUUUCGAGACAGCCAGGAUACUGUAAACUAAAUACUUUUACUUCUUACAAUAUUCUUCAUAUUGCUUAGGUAUUAAGAAAAUUAUUGAAGUUUCUAAAACCAAAUCAGACUCUGCAAUCACAAAGUGGGAACUAUUUAAAUAUGAGUGUCAGAAUUUCUCUAUUCAGUUUGGUAAACAACUCUCUAAGGCAAAGGGAGUCAAGAAGCUCUGCGAUUGUAAAGGAGAUAAAUCAUAUUUUGCAUCUAUCCUCUCCUAGUGAACAGGAUAAGGAGAAGUUGUAUUCACUGAGGGAAGAUCUUAAUGUUCUUUAUGUGGAAUCAAGGGCAAAGUGGUUCGAAUUUGGAGAAAAUAAUUCUGCAUAUUUUUUUUUUAAUUUAGAAAAGAGAAGAGGAGACUCCAAAAGGAUUUCUACCCCUUACAUUGAUGGUUUUAGGUGAAUAUGGCAUGGCACAUUUCAGUGACUGGGGAAACAAAGGCAAAGAUUACUGUAUCUUCUUCAACUCCCAGUGGGCUCGACUACCUCAAGACCUCAGUAAAGCAGUGCGGCUGCAGAUCUAUGAUCUCACCACCUCUGUGCUGUGCUCCCCCUCGGAUGUACCUGAGGGUGGCUUCCCAAACAGUAUCCUAAUGGUGAUGAGAGGAAAUUGCACUUUCUAUGAGAAAGUAAGAUUGGCGCAGAUCAAUGGUGCUAAGGGACUUCUGAUCGUCAGCAAAGAUAGACUUACACCGCCCUCGGGCAACAAGUCCCAGUAUGAGGAGAUAAGCAUCCCAGUGGCUCUGCUCAGCUAUAAAGACAUGCUGGAUAUCAGGAAGAUAUUUGGGGAGGACAGGCAGGUGGCCAUGUAUGCGCCCAAUGAACCAGUGGUAGAUUACAACAUGGUGAUCAUCUUCCUGAUGGCAGUGGGCACAGUGGCUGUUGGAGGAUACUGGGCUGGCAGCAGGGACAUUAAAAAACGUUACAUGAAGCACAAGAGAGAUGACAGUGCCGAGAAACAAGAUGAAGAGACGGUUGAUGUCACUCCAGUCAUGAUUUGUGUAUUUGUGGUCAUGUGCUGCACUAUGCUGGUGCUCUUGUAUUUCUUCUAUGAUCACUUGGUGUAUAUGUCCAUAGCGACAUUCUGUUUGGCAUCGGCCGUCGGUCUGUACAGCUGUCUUUGGCCUUUUGUACGAAGAAUACCCUUCGGGAAAUGCAGGAUACCCGAGAAUAACCUGCCGUACUGCCAUAAGCGGCCACAGGUGCGCAUGCUGCUCCUUUCAGCCAUCUGUAUAGGAGUUAGUGUCACCUGGGGAGUUUUCCGCAAUGAAGACCAGUGGGCGUGGGUGCUUCAGGAUGCAUUAGGCAUCGCAUUUUGCCUCUACAUGCUGAAAACAAUCAGACUGCCCACUUUCAAGGCCUGCACUCUGCUGCUGGUCGUCCUGUUUGUGUAUGAUGUGUUUUUUGUUUUUAUAACACCACUCUUAACUGAGAGUGGUGAAAGUAUCAUGGUAGAGGUGGCGACUGGACCCUCUAAUUCCUUUUCACAUGAGAAGCUUCCAAUGGUGCUAAAAGUUCCCCGGUUGAACUCUUCUCCUCUGGUCCUGUGUGACAGGCCCUUCUCUCUACUGGGCUUUGGAGAUAUCUUGGUACCAGGUCUGCUUGUAGCAUAUUGCCACAGAUUUGACAUUCUCAUGCAGACUUCUCGAAUAUACUUCCUGGCCUGCACUAUUGGCUAUGGCAUCGGCCUGCUCAUCACAUUUGUGGCUCUGGCUCUGAUGGAGAUGGGUCAGCCUGCCCUAUUAUACCUGGUGCCUUGCACGCUCCUCACCAGCCUUGCGGUGGCACUGUGGCGCAAGGAGCUGCCUUUGUUCUGGACAGGAAGUGGAUUUGUGCUUCCUCCUAUUGUGAUGGAACAAAUGAGCUGUACCCAAACUCCUGGAGAAUCCAUAGCUGAACCCCAAUCCAAUCCAGAACCACAGGACUCUGAAACGACCAAUCAGUGUGAGGACCCUCCUCCACUGGACCAAAAGGAAGUUUCGCAUCUUACAGAUGCGGCUACUAUUUAAAGACAAAAGACUCGAAGGAUGCUAAUUUCUUGUUCGUUUUUAAGUCAGUCAUAGCUGUACGAACAUCUCAGUGCACUUGCUUUACAAAGAGGGAAAGUGACACACAUUUUUAAAGCCUUUGAAAGUGGGCUGUCUGCUCGAACCGAAGCCAUGAAGAGAUGCACAAACACAACAUCGGGCUGUGUGUCAUCCAACAUUAGCCUACACCUCCAUGAUGGAUGCUAUUAAACGAAUAGUUCACCCAAACAAACAAAAAAAUCUGUUAUCAUUCACUCGAAACUCGUUUAACAGUUAUUCUUUUGUGGAACUCAAGGAGAUGUUAGGCAGAAUGUUAUCCUCAGUCAAAAGAUGAACAGAAAUGGAAUAAUAUGAGGGUGAGUGAAUUAUAACACAAUUUUCAUUUUUGGGUGAACUAUCCCUUUAAGAGCGCUUUAAAUGGACAGAUUUUAUCUUCGCAAGGAUAUCAUUUGUGUGUGUCUGUGUGCGUGUUAUUGUUUUCUCUCUUCUUUUUAAAUCAGUGUUAAAAAUCUCAGAAAUAAAACCUAGUGCAGCUAGACAUUUUUCAGAAAUGUCAACAUGUUUAAAGUCAGCUCACUAAAAAGCCCUAAUUAUUCAUUAAUGUUAAUAAUUGGCUACCAGUGUAUUUAAUUGAUGCAAAGGAACAUAAGAACUUAAGUGCAGAUAAUAUUUUAACAAGUGCAGUUUACAAUGAUGCUUUCCUGUCCAUCCAUUUUAUAGUAGGAAUUUUUGUAUUCAUGGUACUCAUCAAUGAUUUAAAGGGACAGCUAACACCAAAACUAAUAUUCUGUCAACACAAAAGAUUUUAAGCACAAUGUUAGCCACAGACACUUUUCACUUUUUAUUGCAUAAUUUUCCAUACAAUAAUGGUAAAUGGCGACGGAGACUAAACAUUCUGCCUAACAUUUCCUUUUGUGUUUCAUGGAAAAAAAGUCAAACGGGUUUGUAACGAUAUGAGGGUGAGUAAAUGAUGAAAGAAUUUCAUUUUUGGUUAAACUAUCCAUUCAAAGUCAUGUCUCCCUGUUGUCUUAUUUAUAUCUGGGUACAUGGUGCUUCGUUAUAUUGAGCCAUGUGGAAUAAUGUGGACAAGUUAAAUAUCAGGACAUUCUGACCAUGUAUGAACACUUCUGCAGUCUGGAUGUCAUGUUUGUUUUUUUGUUUCUAAUCUACAGAGAUAUGAAGCUCUGUUUGAUUAGAGAUCAACAUAUUCUAUUAAAGUGUUGCAGUGUGGUUUUGAAAACAUCUUAAAGAGUGCAGAUAUUAAAGGAAUAAUGCAUUGUGA